Messenger RNA from Paramacrobiotus metropolitanus, 2045 nucleotides. Its product is annotated as receptor-type guanylate cyclase gcy-28-like. Gene Ontology annotation, molecular function: signaling receptor activity; peptide hormone binding. Bases 812 to 1717 code for a protein of 301 amino acids. The record is from RefSeq and is a predicted model, not a curated record. NCBI's taxonomy places the organism in Eukaryota, Metazoa, Tardigrada, Eutardigrada, Parachela, Macrobiotidae. The transcript is spliced from 12 exons.
AACCCGGAUGAUGCACGCUGCUUGUAUAGCCCGUUUGGUUUUGUAGAGAGUUUCUACGUAACUUCGCACGUACAAUCCACUAACCGAGCAAAAUUUAGAAAUCAUUGUAAAUCCCAAAUAUAUCUGCAAAAUAUGAGAAGACUACAGAUAGACUUACCUUUGCUUUUUAUCUUUGCUGUAUAUUUUACAACUUAUACGUCGGCAACGGUGGAUAUCGGUUUGAUGGAAUUUUCACUGUCUGGCAGAAAUUCGGCAGUAGGUCAAAGCGCACGGGCCGUAUUUGACAAAGGAGAAGAGCACUUGCGAACGAAUUAUGGUUCACUACUAAAUGUGACGGGAGCCAGAUUUUAUGAGCAAGGGGCUUGUUAUGACGCGCCAGACGCGGAAUCCAAGGCACUUGAUUGGGCUGCACGCCAUUAUUACAUGCAGACCACUGGCAAUCCCGUUUUGGCCAUGAUUGGUCCAGAGUGCUCACCAGUAACACAAUCCUUGGCCAGUUUUGCAACAGAAUGGAACAUACCAAUGCUGAUUCCGAAUUUGGGACAUUCGUCCUUUUACGACAAACGGCGUUAUCCCACGCUCACACGGGUGACCCCGUUUUCUCCGGAAGAAAUCAACGUAGCUCUCUACAAAGAUACUGAGUGGCUUUGGUUACAAUACGGUCGGGAUUUUGUGUGAUGAUACGAAAUGAUGGCCGCAGAAGGUCCGUUGUGGCUAUAAUCAUGUGUUCAUCGGUCUUCCAUACCUUGCGCUGGACCUAUAAUCUAGCGCCAGCCGAUACCACAUCAAUGGCACUGACAGGCAAGACACUAUGCAUUAUCUGGAAGAAAUCAAGUCUGUUGCCCGAGUUGUUCUCAUCAUUGCACACGGCAGCCGCAUCCGAUCCAUUAUGUUGGCUGCUUCAGAUAUGCAAAUGACGAACGGAGAUUACGUAUAUUUUGCCUUUGAACCUUUUCAAAAUCCACAAGUUGUCGGCAACAUGACAUGGCGUUCAGGAAACCUAGAUGGACGGGAUGAGGAUGCUCGUAUGGCGUUUCGGUCGCUCUUCAAAAUAUCACCCCCUGUGCGGUACGAAGAAAACCCAGAAUAUCGCAAUUUCACCCAGGCGAUAAAACAAUUAACCAAUGAAAAGUAUGGUUACCCGCUCUCUGAUCAAGAAGAGGUCAGCCCAUCCGCCAUGGCCUACUACUUUGCAACGUCCAUUUAUGGCCAGGUUGUAAGCGAAAUGGCAAAGUCGGGAUCCGGCGGGGAUCCGCACGACGGUGCGGCAGUUUCCAGGCUGAUGUGGAACCGAACGUACACUAUCUUAGGACAGGAGAUUUUCAUAAAUGUUAGUGGAGACCGCGAAUCAGACUGGGUUCUUAGUCAACCCGACGUUAAUGGCAAUUUCAAGCCCAUUAUGGAGUAUUCCGCCCGGCAACGAAUUCUUCAGCCAAGCCGCGACCCACUGGACAACAGUAUUCGUCAGAUUGUAUGGCCUAAUAAGCGUUCCAGUCCUCCGUUGAAUGAACCGCUUUGUGGCUACCGAGGAACAAAAUGCGUAUCUGGUGAUGGAGGUGGUCGGAAUACCGUUGGCGGUGUUGUUGCGGAUGUAUUGCAGGGAACAGCAAGCUGGCAACAAGGUUCCCCUAUCCAAAAUGCCUUAAAUUCCACCGUAGAUUUAAUUCAGCAGUUUUUUUCGGUUUUUAAUCAGUAUAGGCGCAUUUUACACAUUUAAACGAUGACAGAUACGUUCAGUUUUCUCCAUUUAAUUUUUCAAUAAAUCCCAAAAUUUUGAGAAAACAAAGGUAACUGCCGCUGGAUUGAGCAAACCCUAUCAAGUGUCCUAAGCUGUUUAGUACCGCAACAGAAAACGGUAGUAAAUUUGACUGUGUCGUCAUUUGUUAUGUUAAUGCGUUUGUUAUUGUUGUGAUGCAGAUAAUUUUUUUUACGUUGUACGGUUGUACCGACCGCAUCUCACGGCCCUCCCGAGUUAUUUUUUGCAGAAUAAUAGAUGAUUUACCAUUUGUUGAUUUGCAGCGUGGAGCAAAAAUUAAAGCGCAGCA